AUGCCUUCUUCUUCCGAAAGACGCGCCCAGAAACCAAGUCUGCACCAUCGCACAUCUUCGACAAUCCACUACCAGACAUUUCCCACCGCGCCUCCCAAGAACGCUGGAAAGCCGCCGCCCAAGCAGGACAUGAAACCCAAUGGCGCGCCUGCACCGUCCUCCUCAAACCUCAGUCGAUCAGAAUCCCAUGACUCCGAGUCGCACCACGAAACACCCUUACCGAAGGCUCAGCUCGCCAUAUUGGCCGUGAUCGCAUUGGCAGAGCAGACGGCACUGAACAGCAUCUCUCCAUACCUUCCAGACAUGGCAGCAUCAUUUCCAGACGUGGAAGAGGCAGAGAUAGGCAUGUACGUGGGCCUCAUAGCUUCAGCAUUCGCACUGGCGCAAUUCGCGACCAACUUUAUGUGGGGCUGGUUAUCGGACAGAGUUGGGCGGAAACCAAUUGUGCUGACGGGGACGCUUUUGACCGCUGCCUGUUUUGUCGCAUUCGGAUUCAGUAAGACGUUAUGGCAGGCGAUAGUGGUGCAGGCGUUGAUGGGACUUGUGAAUGGCAACCAGGGCGUCAUCAGUACGUGUUUGGGAGAAAUUACAGAUCGCUCGAACCAGGGUCGAGCCUUCACAUACUUGCCAGUGAUCUACGGAAUUGGUGGGAUCACAGGACCGCUGGUGGGCGGGCUACUGGUCUUCAGGCAGAACCCAUUUGACAAGAGCAAGGCGAAUCCAUACCCGUACUUGCUGCCAAAUCUUUUUGCAGCUGGAGUACUAGUAAUCGACUUCGUGCUGACUUCAAUCUUCUUGAACGAGUCACUGGACACAAGCGGUGAGCUUCCGCCGUUGAAGAAGCGAGUGGAAAGCUUAUUUGCUUGGAUAUGGCAGUUCACGAGCUCCUCCAGGCCAACAUACAUGCGAAGAGCGCAGAAGUCUUUCGAGACAACGAGCGGCGGACAUCAUGACGAAGACGAACCUAAUGAGAGAACCUCACUCUUCGCGCACAACCAGGAGGAGCUUGAUAAAAAGGACGUAUUCAAUCGCGACACCAUAUUGCUCUUGAUCUCGUACCUGAUCUUUCAACUGAGCAACGUGAGCUUCAACUCACUAUAUCCCAUCUUCUCCGAAGCGAGACCACCAACUGGUCGCAACCUGUCGCCGGAAGAGAUUGGUACAAGUUUGGCAUUUGCUGGAUCUGUGACCAUUAUCUUCCAAGUCGGUAUCUUUGGAAAGUUGAGAGAGAAGAUGGGCAACAAGACAACUUAUCGUAUCGGGCUCGCAGGUUUCGUGGUGGCGUUCCUUCUCAUGCCGUGGGUAGGAUACAAGGACAAUUCCGAUGGAACCCAUGAAGCCACCCAAAUGGGCAAGGUGUGGCUGUGGGUUGAGCUUGGUGGUGUGCUCCUCAUCAAGACUGUUGCCGCUGUAGGCGGUCUCACUUCAGCACUUCUGCUCAUCACCAAUAGUGCGCCAUCACACGCUGUGCUCGGAACACUCAAUGGCCUAGCGCAAACCCUCAGCGCAGCAGGACGUGCGGUGGGUCCUUUCAUCAGCGGCUCACUCUUCAGCGCCGCGACUCAUGUUGAACCUAAAGGAGAAGCAAUGGCAUUUGGAAUCUUUGGCGGCAUUUCAUUCAUUGGAUUCCUGAUGAGCUUUGGUAUUCGAAGUGCAGGUCUGGAAGCAGACGGGUGGGACGAAAGCACGUCUACCGACGAAGAGGAUGCUGGCAGUGAUUCAUCUUCAGAUCGACGAGUGAGGAGAUGA
Molecule: messenger RNA, 1749 nt
Organism: Pseudocercospora fijiensis CIRAD86
Lineage: Eukaryota; Fungi; Ascomycota; Dothideomycetes; Mycosphaerellales; Mycosphaerellaceae
Exons: 2
Coding region: 1-1749 (582 amino acids)
Biological process (GO): transmembrane transport
Molecular function (GO): transmembrane transporter activity
Source: RefSeq, a predicted model, not a curated record